Diorhabda sublineata is the source of this 1388-nucleotide messenger RNA. RefSeq names its product nuclear pore glycoprotein p62. Lineage: Eukaryota; Metazoa; Arthropoda; Insecta; Coleoptera; Chrysomelidae. The transcript has 8 exons. Gene Ontology annotation, biological process: protein import into nucleus; RNA export from nucleus. Gene Ontology annotation, cellular component: nuclear pore central transport channel; nuclear pore. The record is from RefSeq and is a predicted model, not a curated record. The coding region runs from base 146 to 1342 and encodes 398 amino acids. Gene Ontology annotation, molecular function: structural constituent of nuclear pore; phospholipid binding.
UUGACGUUCCAUAUUAAACAUUUAAAUUUAAUAACUCUGCGUAUUCGCGAAAUAGUCGAAAAAGCGUAAUUAUUCUCUGUUCAAACAAGAAAAUAUUCGAGUAUUCUCAUUAUAUAUAAUUCAAAUAUUAUAGAAACGUGGAAUAAUGUCUUUCAACUUUGGUUCUACAUCAACUCCCAAAACUGCAGCUACCGGCUUUACGCUACCAUCAAAUCCUACAGUUACUACAGCUGGAGGGUUUCAACCAAAUUUUGGUUCUGGAGAUAGUAAAGCACAAACUAAACCAACCUCUUCACUCUUUGGUUCUCCUGCUGGUCAAACUCAACCACUUUCUUUCGGAUCAUUGCCAAAAACCAAUAUUACAGGUACAAGUACACCUUCUUUUGGCUUCACAACACCAGCAAGUACAACUACAGUAUCAAGUCAUUCGUUUGGGGCUACAGUUACAAAUUCUUCCGCUCCAGCUACAACUGCGCAAUUUGGUCAAACUACUUCUAAACCGGGCUCCACCCUUAUUUCUCUUUUGAGCUCACCAUCAGCUACUACAGCUUCCACAACGGGGUUAUCAUUUGGAGAUGCCCCAAGUACUACAUCAUCAGCAAGUCCAUCUUUUGGUUUAACUACUUCAAGUGCUGCCAGUAGUAUCUCAGCACCAUUGAAAUUACCAACAACUACCACAACUUCAGUUUCACUUCCCAGUACCAUAAGCAACACAACAUCGGUUCCAACAUUUGCUACUACAACAUCAUCAUCAACAGGAUCUCUAACAUUUGGUCAACUGGAAGAUUCUAUAAAUAAAUGGACCAUGGAUUUAGAAGAACAAGGGAAAUUUUUUAUCAACCAGGCUAAGCAACUAAAUGCCUGGGAUUCAUUACUCAUUUCUAAUGGUGAAAAGAUACUAAAUUUAAACAGUAGUAUAGAACAAGUAAAGCAACAGCAGCAAAAAUUGGAUCAAGAAUUAGAUUUUGUAUUAGCACAACAAAAGGAAUUAGAGGAAUUAAUCGUACCAUUAGAAAAGGAACUACUGGAGAUCCCUGUUACAGAUAUUGAUAGAAACCAAAUGUACCAAUUUUCUGAAGUUAUUGAUUCGCAGCUAAAGCAAAUGUCCGAUGAUUUAAAAGAAAUUAUUGAACAUAUUAAUGAAUCUAAUAAGGAAGAAGAAAUAUCAAAUCCCAUUACUCAAGUGAGCAAAAUACUAAAUGCGCAUAUGAACUCUCUCCAGUGGAUAGAUAGAAACACAGCACAGAUAAGUUCACAUUUGGAAGAAAUUAGUAAAAUGCAAGAUUCAAAUAGAAGAAAUACAAACUUCAACCAAUCUUAUAACAACUCUUUUAAUAUGUAAUUCAUUUUUGUUUGCACCUUCUAGUUAUUACAUUUUUAUGAAUUUA